Messenger RNA from Rotaria sordida, 279 nucleotides. Lineage: Eukaryota; Metazoa; Rotifera; Eurotatoria; Philodinida; Philodinidae. The record is from the annotation of a GenBank genome assembly.
AUGCCUAAUCAACGUCCAGAAACACCCAUGCUACUUCGAAUGUUUCAUCCUACUUCUGGUCGUCAGGGUUUCAAUGAAGUAACGAACCAAAUGGCUUUUCCAUCGCAAAGUUCUAUUGAUCCAAGACUUGCAAUGCCGAUUAAUACGCAAACACAACAAGCUAUCGAUGCUUCUGCUAUACCUCAUGGUGUCACAGGUCAAGGUUUUAUGAAUUAUUAUUAUCCUUCAUCAUACAACUAUGGUAUUCCACAAUCAUAUCAAUUCUUUCCAAGAAGAUAA